Messenger RNA from Clonostachys solani, 1359 nucleotides. The record is from the annotation of a GenBank genome assembly. NCBI's taxonomy places the organism in Eukaryota, Fungi, Ascomycota, Sordariomycetes, Hypocreales, Bionectriaceae.
AUGGACGAUCCCCAGUACGGAAGGAGUGAUAGAUCAACGUCUACACCGAGUUCCUCCAAGGUUGAGCCAAAGGCAGGGCCUGAAAUCCGUCUCGUUGCAGAGAUUCCCAAUUCGACCAUCGCCAACUAUCAAAACACCGAAAGUCAACAUUCCCAUGAUACGAAAAGUGGACCCGACUCGUUCUUCACAGCCGUCCAGUGGACAGCAGAUGGUUCGUCUCUGGUUGCAACGUCCUCUGACAAAUCAAUUGCAACGUUUGUGAUACCGGACGACCUCCUCCAGACGUCAGAUUCACGCCCGCUGGUCCCCCAGUCUCUCACCAAGCUUCCUGAGCCGCCCCGAGUUGUUGCACCUGCUCCCUACUUCUCGCUCGCGGACCCAGCAACGCAGACCUUCUUGGUGGCAUGUCGUGAGCAUCCGCUGCAGCUAUACCACGCGUUCCCCGCCGAGGGCAAUUCCAGGCCUUUGUGUGGCUAUAAGCUUAUCAAACAGGAAACCGAGGCAUACAUCACACCGUCAGCUCUAGUUUGGGACCAUCCUGGCACACACUUUGUGUGCGGCUCUGCCAACCGGCUAGACUUGUUUGAUGUGUCUCGGCAAGGAUCUGACGGACCCAUCUUGACGGUGCCUACGAUUCCAUCCCGAAGACAUGUUUCCAAAGGUGGCGGGGUUGGUAUGAAGGGGACCGUGUCCUCACUCGCUACCGCCCCUGCCGACGCCAAUGGCUCCUCUAUAAUAGCAGCCGGCACUUGGACUCGCUGGGUUGGCCUGUACGACCUCUACCGCGAGAACAAAGCCAUUGCCAAUUGGAGCAUCGCGCACGCUGCUAACGAGGUGUCGGACGUAGCAAUUGGCGGGCAAGGAAUCGCCCAGACCCUCUGGAGCCCUUGCGGGAGAUACCUAGUCAUCAACGAGCGGAACGCCAAUGGGCUUUUGCUUUACGACAUAAGAGUCACGGGCCAAUUGCUCAGCAUCCUGAAGGGUCGCUACGCUGACACCCAACAGAGGCUCCAUUGCGAUGUAUUUCCCAGUGCGGAAGGAGGGUUUGAGGUCUGGUCCGGGACACAGGACGGCACUGUCGUCGUCUGGGAUGGAGUUGGUCUUCACAGUGAGUACGGUAUGGAGCCUUCCUGGCACUGGAAAGCCCACCCGUCCCCAAUAGGAAGCACAGUAGUUCACUCAAGCGGCUCAGUUGCUGCUACAUGCUCAGGUGGCUGGGAACAUCCCAAAUCAUUUGAAAGUGAGAAUGCGGACGAGGAACAUUCUGUGCCCAGGUCACAGUGUUCCGUGCUCGAUGAGUCUACCCUCAAGAUAUGGUCCAUGACUUCUCCCACCCAGAUUGAAGAGAACACUAUUUAA